CCUCGCCGCGCCGUCGCUGUGGUAGUCAGUCUCGGAGCGCCCGUGUGGCUCGCAGUGGUGCGGAGCUCUCUUCGCUGCGCGGAGCCUGCGGUUGGCGAGCGGCGCGGGAGCCGCAUCGUCGGAGCUCGGGAGCGGCGUCCGGGGAGCCGGCGGCAGCAGCGCGGGGCCCGGGUUGGCGUGGUGUUGCUCUCGCAAACUUGGGCGUGCGUGGGCGCCGCGGCCGGAGCGAUGAAGAUGGUCGCGCCCUGGACGCGGUUCUACUCCAACAGCUGCUGCCUGUGUUGCCACGUGCGCACCGGCACCAUCCUGCUCGGCGCUCAUCAAUGCCGUGGUCCUGCUGAUUUUGCUGAGCGCCCUGGCCGAUCCACAUGAGUACCGCUUCUCCAGUUCUGAGCUGGGAGGGAACUUGGAGUUCCUGGACGAUGCCAACAUCUACAUUGCCGUUGCAGUUUCUGUGCUCAUGAUCGUGAUCUGCGCGAUGGCGACCUAUGGCGCGUACAAGCAACGUGCGGCCUGGAUCAUCCCGUUCUUCUGUUACCAGAUCUUUGACUUCGCCUUGAACACCUUGGUUGCGGUCACUGUGCUCGUGUACCCGAACUCCAUCCAGGACUACCUACGGCAGCUGCCUCCUGAUAUUCCCUACAGAGAUGAUAUCAUGUCGGUGAACCCUACCUGUUUGGUCCUUAUUAUUCUUCUGUUUUUCAGCAUUAUCUUGACAUUUAAGGGUUACUUGAUUAGCUGUGUUUGGAAUUGCUACCGAUACAUCAAUGGCAGGAACUCCUCUGAAGUUCUGGUCUACGUCACCGGCAACGACACCACGGUGCUGCUGCCCCCGUACAAUGAUGCCACUGUGACUGGCACUGCCAAGGAGCCCCCGCCACCCUACGUGUCUGCCUGAGCCUGAGGGGCGGCCUGGAGCAGCAGCUGCUUCGCAGACAUCAAGCAAUAGUUCUGAACUUCGCUCCCGAGAUGAGCUCAUCUGACCGCCACUUUUUACGAUGUAGAUGUUCGGUUGAGGCCCUCUGUAGUUUACACACACGCUUUAGCCAAUGCACUGUGGUAGCCGAGCCGUAGGGUCUGUAGGGUGGGAGUGGAGUUAGUGAGCUCCCUUAGUCUUUCCCACAAAAUGUAGAUGGGCCUUGACAUCCAGAAGUCUGAUUUUGUACUUGCUCACCCCACAGUUGGGCGAUUAGCCACUUUUUCUGUUUCCUUUGUCUCUUUCGAAAGUAAAAUAAAACUGAAAAUUGGAUAAUA
Molecule: messenger RNA, 1254 nt
Organism: Chinchilla lanigera (long-tailed chinchilla)
Lineage: Eukaryota; Metazoa; Chordata; Mammalia; Rodentia; Chinchillidae
Gene: Laptm4b
Product: lysosomal protein transmembrane 4 beta
Cellular component (GO): lysosomal membrane
Source: RefSeq, a predicted model, not a curated record